This is a messenger RNA of Durusdinium trenchii, 372 nucleotides long. The record is from the annotation of a GenBank genome assembly. NCBI's taxonomy places the organism in Eukaryota, Dinophyceae, Suessiales, Symbiodiniaceae.
AUGUCGGCAGUGACCAUUUUCAGCGAUGCCUCCUCUUUGGGAGUCACGGAAGUUACCAGAGAACUUCUGCUGAUGAGUGGAUGUGCAAUUUUAGUGGAUCGCCCCUUUCAGCCUUCGUCCUCUCAGUGGCGCUUGCUUUGGGGUCUUCCUCCGAAGAUGCACAGGGACGACAAGGAUGCGCUUAGAAGUGAUUCUUUGCAGAGCUGGUUUGACUAUUUGCAAAGCCAAAGCCACUGGCUUUUCGUCAUCCGGAGAAGUGGUGCUGUUGCACUCUUGCAACAGAUGUGUUUUGGUCCGUGGGUCCGCUACAAGCAUCGAAAAGCUGCAAGUUAUGGCCCACUCAUUCGGACUGGUGGCCAUUCCUGCAAGUGA